AGUGUAUCUGGAAAAAAUAAACUUUGACUAAACAAAGCAGGGCUGAGUCGAGUCCAGUGACGUGGCCGCACGCUGGAGAAGAGAAACAGGGGACAGUAGACUGUUAUGUGGUAAGAUGUCUGACAACGAAAGCUCCACAAGUGACCAAACAGAGCCCGAGGAUCCUUCAUCAUCCACCAGAGAUGAGUCCUCCGCUAAGACUCAGAGCGACGGCUCGACCCGAAAGACCAGGAGAAGACCCGAAUAUAAACCUGCACCAGAAGAACAGAAGAGCCCAGAGACACAAAAACCAGCAGAGAGCGCUUCAGACGCCUCCCCAGAGACAGCUGUUUCCCAGGGAGGUUGGGGUUACUGGGGUAGCUGGGGUAAAUCUAUCCUCUCCACUGCUACUGCCACUGUAGCUACUGUGGGCCAAGGGUUGACACAGGUCAUUGAGAAAGCUGAGACGUCUCAAGGAAUCCCAAGUCCUGAGGAGCUCUCAGCUCAAGCGGAAAAAGAAAAAACUGAUGAUUCAGCCAGUAAGAAGGAAAGUAAAGAUGAUGACGAGGAGAAGCCGUAUGGGAUGGGUGGUGCUAUGGGAAUGAUCUCCUCCAGUAGUAUGGAUAUGCUGUCAUCUUUAACCACUGUGGUUCAGAGUACGGGUAAAACGGUAAUAAGUGGUGGUCUGGAUGCAUUGGAGUUUAUUGGGAAGAAGACCAUGGAUGUGAUAGCAGAGGGAGACCCCGGCUUUAACAAAACAAAGGGACUGAUGAACAGAAACUCCACACUGUCACAGGUGUUGAAGGAAGCAAAAGAACGUGAGGAGCAGCAGAUAGCUGAAAACUUCACUUCUGAAACAGACAAGAAGGCUCAUUAUGGGCUGUUGUUUGAUGAGUUUCAAGGCCUGUCCCAUCUGGAGGCUUUGGAGAUCCUCUCUAGAGAUAGUGAGGCCAAGGUGAAAUCUGUGCGGACCUCUCUGUCCGGUGAGGAGUUAGCUAAACUUAUACAAGAACUACAGGACAUUAAAGAGCCUUUUUCCCUCAUGGAGUUUGACGAGGAGGUGGAUGAUGAUGCGAAGGGUGAUGAUGGCGAGGAUUUUGUGAAGGAACUGACAGAUGUCCUUGAAAGACUACAGAUUUCCACAUCAGCAGACAAACUUAGCAAGGCAAGAAAAAAUGCAUUCAACCAUAUCACAAACAUGAAGCAACAAAGUGAAAACCCAAAGCAAGAAGGAGAGGAGAAACAGAAAACGGCAGUGUCGAAAUGCAGUGUUGAGGAGGCCCAUUUGUCUGCCAUUAAAAGCCUGGCCGAGGUCACAGCUAGAUCCAUAGAGCAGUUCCACAAAACGGCUGAAAUGCUGCUCCACUGUAACCCUGGGGUCGUGACGGCCACAGAACAAGCCAAAGUCCUAUCACAAGUUACUAUUGUUAUUUGCAAGGAGGUAUCACUACUAUCCAAAAAGUUCACGUCUUGUUUGACUACCAUUUGGGCAAAUGAAAAGGGAGAAGUUCUCAAUCCACUUAUUACCAGCAUUUUUCUGGAGGCAUCAAACAGUGCAUCAUAUAUCCAGGACGCGUUCCAGCUCCUCAUGCCAGUGCUGGAAGUGUCUCAUAUUCAGAGGACGGUGGAGCCGGCACAGUGAUAACCACUCAGAAACACUUUACUGUGCCAACUCAGAUUUUAAUUACAAAAAAAAAACACAACAUGCAACAUCAUAUCAUGGAAGUAAGUGCACAGCUUUUUGCACAUUCA
Messenger RNA from Carassius carassius (crucian carp), 1731 nucleotides. RefSeq names its product protein FAM114A2-like. The record is from RefSeq and is a predicted model, not a curated record. Lineage: Eukaryota; Metazoa; Chordata; Actinopteri; Cypriniformes; Cyprinidae. The coding region runs from base 116 to 1621 and encodes 501 amino acids. The transcript has 14 exons.